AUGCAAUCUAUCAAGGGCCCCGGAGCUCCCCAGAUCUAUGACGGAUCUGGGCUACGAAUUGCCAUUGUCCACGCAAGGUGGAACAUGGGAAUUAUUGGUCCUCUUGUAGAUGGAGCUAAGAAAACACUGCAGGCAGCUGGAGUUGCACAGGAUCACAUCGAGGUUCAUACUGUUCCGGGAAGCUACGAACUACCAUACACUGUCCAGCGUCUCUACUCUGCCUCCCAACUACAGGCCGCCAACGCGGGGUCAUCUGGAGAGGGCAUCAGUGCAACCGAUCUGCUUACUUCUUCUACGACGGACCUAAGCAAAACCUCACCGACGGCCUCAAGUGCGUCAUCAAAACCAUACGACGCCAUUAUUGCGAUUGGGGUCCUCAUCAAGGGCGAGACAAUGCACUUCGAGUACAUCGCGGAUGCGGUCACCCAUGGCUUGAUGCGUGUCCAGCUAGACACAGGCGUUCCUGUUAUUUUCGGCGUGCUCACUCUUUUAACCGAAGAGCAGGGUCUCGAGAGAGCUGGGCUGGGCUCCAAGGGAAUGCAUAACCACGGUGAAGAUUGGGGGAAUGCGGCUGUCGAACUUGGAGUCAGGAGAAGAGGUUGGGCAAAGGGUGAGGUUGUUUAA
This is a messenger RNA of Aspergillus mulundensis, 624 nucleotides long. Its product is annotated as lumazine synthase RIB4. The record is from RefSeq and is a predicted model, not a curated record. Gene Ontology annotation, molecular function: 6,7-dimethyl-8-ribityllumazine synthase activity. The coding region runs from base 1 to 624 and encodes 207 amino acids. Gene Ontology annotation, cellular component: riboflavin synthase complex; mitochondrial intermembrane space; intracellular anatomical structure. Lineage: Eukaryota; Fungi; Ascomycota; Eurotiomycetes; Eurotiales; Aspergillaceae. Gene Ontology annotation, biological process: riboflavin biosynthetic process. The transcript is spliced from 3 exons.